Messenger RNA from Bubalus bubalis (water buffalo), 2029 nucleotides. It is a transcript of the gene SLC2A2, whose product is annotated as solute carrier family 2 member 2. NCBI's taxonomy places the organism in Eukaryota, Metazoa, Chordata, Mammalia, Artiodactyla, Bovidae. The record is from RefSeq and is a predicted model, not a curated record. The coding region runs from base 123 to 1691 and encodes 522 amino acids. Gene Ontology annotation, biological process: D-glucose transmembrane transport. Gene Ontology annotation, cellular component: membrane; brush border. The transcript has 11 exons.
ACCUGGCCCCUCCUAUUCUAAUGUAUAACUAGUCUCAGAAAGCUGGAGAAGGACAGUCAGAAGCUGGCCACUGCAUCUGCCACUCUAGACCUGGAAUUAAGAGGAGGACUCCGGCCCAUAAAAUGACAGAAGAUAAGGUCACCGGGACCUUGGUUUUGGCUGUCUUCACUGCUGUGCUGAGUUCCUUCCAGUUUGGAUAUGACAUUGGUGUGAUCAAUGCACCUCAACAGGUAAUUAUAACCCACUAUAAACAUGUUCUGGGUGUUUCACUGGAUGACCGAAUAGCCAUCAACAACUACGCUCUCAACAGUACAGAGGAAUUGCCCACAAGCCUAGGAGAUCCAACGCCAGUCUCUUGGGCUGAGGAAGAGACUAUGACAUCAGCUAGCCUCAUCACCAUGUUCUGGUCCCUGUCUGUGUCCAGCUUUGCAGUUGGUGGAAUGAUUGCAUCGUUCUUUGGAGGGUUGCUUGGGGACAAGCUUGGAAGAAUCAAAGCCCUGUUGGUAGCAAACAUUCUUUCAUUAGUUGGAGCUAUCUUGAUGGGGUUUUCGAAAUUGGGACCAUCUCACAUUCUUAUAAUUUCAGGAAGAGGCAUAUCAGGACUCUACUGUGGGCUAAUUUCAGGCUUGAUUCCAAUGUACAUUGGUGAAAUUGCUCCAACCACACUCAGGGGCGCUAUCGGUGCUCUUCAUCAGCUGGCCAUUGUCACGGGCAUUCUUAUUAGUCAGAUCGUUGGCCUUGACUUUAUCCUGGGCAAUCACGAGCUAUGGCACAUCCUGCUUGGCUUGUCUGCUGUGCCAGCCAUUCUCCAAUGUCUGCUGCUCUUCUUCUGUCCAGAAAGCCCCAGAUACCUUUACAUCAAGCUGGAUGAGGAAGCCAAGGCAAAGAAAAGCUUGAAAAGACUCAGAGGAAGUGAUGAUGUCACCAAAGACAUCACUGAGAUGAGAAAAGAGAGGGAAGAAGCAUCAAAUGAAAAGAAAGUCUCCAUAAUUCAGCUCUUCACCAAUGCCAGCUACCGACAGCCUAUUCUAGUGGCAUUGAUGCUGCACGCGGCUCAGCAAUUUUCUGGAAUCAAUGGGAUAUUUUACUACUCAACCAGCAUUUUCCAGACAGCUGGAAUCAGCCAACCUGUUUAUGCAACCAUUGGAGUUGGUGCUGCCAACACAGUUUUCACUGCUGUCUCUGUGUUCCUUGUGGAGAAGGCAGGGCGACGCUCUCUGUUCCUAAUUGGAAUGAGUGGAAUGUUUGUUUGUGCCAUCUUCAUGUCGGUGGGACUUGUGCUCCUGAGUAAAUUCCCUUGGAUGAAUUACGUGAGCAUGACAGCCAUCUUCCUCUUUGUGUGUUUUUUUGAAAUUGGGCCAGGCCCCAUCCCCUGGUUCAUGGUGGCUGAGUUUUUCAGUCAAGGACCACGCCCUGCUGCUUUAGCAAUAGCUGCGUUCAGCAACUGGACAGGCAAUUUCAUUAUAGCUCUGUGUUUCCAGUACAUUGCAGACUUCUGUGGACCUUAUGUGUUUUUCCUUUUUGCUGGUGUGGUCUUGGCCUUUAUUCUGUUCACAUUUUUUAAAGUUCCAGAAACCAAAGGAAAAUCCUUUGAGGAAAUCGCAGCAGAGUUCCGAAAGAAGAGGGGUUCAGCUGAAACGCCAAAAGCUGCUGUAGAAAUGGAAUUCCUCGGACCAACAGAAACCUUGUAAAGAUAACCUGCUUUUUGACAUGAACAAUAACAGGAAGAAAGCAGUGUUUUUUAAUGACACUUUUUUGAGAAUUUUAUAUCUGUAUCUUGAAGUAUUGUUUUAUUUUUUAUAGAGACUUUAUAGGCUCUGAUCAGAAGUAUCAUCAAAUAUUACAAAAAAGUAUUUUUUCUUUUAACUUAGAGAAUCUAUAUUGGGUGGUAAGACUAUAAGAAAACCAAAAAAUCUAGCUCAUUUUGUUACACUAACUGGCAAGUACAUUUAGUACCAAAAAUAAAUUUUUUUUGUUACUUUGAUGACCAAAUGGUUUUUGUAAAAUUAAACACUAAACGGCUUGGUCA